GCCAUACCAGUAAGGGUAAAGUUAGAAGUAGUCAUGUGUUUUCUAAGCUCAGGAAUAUCAUACAGGCUGUUAGCAAUAUUUUUCAGGAUUUAAAAAUCCUCCAUAUCAAAAUUUAUUCCAGAAGUUUGUGACGUUAUGUAUGAAGCUUUGGACGAAUAUUUGCAGGUACGAGACAAAAAGGAAUGGGAAGACAUACAAGUAGGAUUUCACCACAGGUGGAAUUUUCCAGGAUGUUGUGGCUCAUAUGGGCGAAAUUCCGACGGUGGUGUCUUCCAGGCUUCCUCAUUGUAUCCAGUGUUGGAAAAUGGGUCAUUACUGCCAGAAGGUGGAUUCCUAGUGGGAGAUGAUGCUUUCCCUCUUAAGACCGCCUUAUUGAAACGAUAUCCCAAUGAGCCCACGAUUGCCGAAAAAAUUUACAAUUACAGAUUCACUAGGGCAAGACGCAUAGUAGAAAAUGCAUUUGGUUUUUUAGUAUCUCGAUUCCGUAUUUUGGCAAAACCUAUCCAGUUGCAAGAGGAAACCGCAAUAAAAAUGAUUCGAACUACAUGUGUACUGCACAACUGGUUGCGCAAAUCUUCACUUCAUACCUACACACCACCUGGUAGCAUAGAUUAUGAAGAUAUUGUAAAUUUCACUACGAACCUAGGAACGUGGAGAUCAGAAAUAAAUGCGUUACCAAGUAUCGCCCGUUCGCGGAUCAAUAACAGAUCAAAGAUCGCAGCUGAAAAAUUGAGAGAAAAAUACAAUUUUUUUUGUGAUGAGGGUGCUGUCACCUGGCAAAAUUAUAUGAUUAAUAAUAAUUAA
Acanthoscelides obtectus is the source of this 804-nucleotide messenger RNA. Lineage: Eukaryota; Metazoa; Arthropoda; Insecta; Coleoptera; Chrysomelidae. The record is from the annotation of a GenBank genome assembly.